Oncorhynchus tshawytscha (Chinook salmon) is the source of this 2723-nucleotide messenger RNA. RefSeq names its product CTD small phosphatase-like protein 3. The coding region runs from base 682 to 1791 and encodes 369 amino acids. Lineage: Eukaryota; Metazoa; Chordata; Actinopteri; Salmoniformes; Salmonidae. The record is from RefSeq and is a predicted model, not a curated record. The transcript has 11 exons. Gene Ontology annotation, molecular function: phosphoprotein phosphatase activity.
GAGACUGAGGUUAAUGUCAAGAAGGGGUUUAGGGUUAGCGAAAAUCACUUCGUAUCGAAGUAGCAUGAAAAGGGUAUCCCACAGCAGCUGUAAACAACAGAGUUUCUAAACACAGAGGCGCAACAUCGCAAGACUUCCGGGAACGCUUGUAAAACAACAAGCAGACCAGGUCAGGGUUUGGAGAUUGAGAAGUCAAUGAGAGAAGUGAACAAUUCUUCCUUAGUUUUUAAUUUUCUAUAAAUGUAAAGGCACAACCUAGAUUCGAGCAAAUGUCUUGAGUAGUUUAACAUGUUAAUACUCCAAUCUAAUUUUUGUCAAAAAUAUAUUUUAUAUCGACAGAGUGCCUUUGAUUUUCCGGCCUUUACAUGCACAGUUCGGCGAGAGACGACCGUUAGACCCGAUAACGUAUUCUGCGCAUGAGUUUAGAUAACCAACAUCGCCUACAAACGUGAUCGGGGAUUUAUAUCGGAGAAGCAGUUUCUGCCUAUCUUCCUACUGUACUCUCUUUGUGUGAACCUUUCCGGUAGAUAAAAAAAAAUACGGCACAAGAACGAAUGGGAGACGACAGACAAUCACAAACAGGAACUGGUUUUCCUAUCGACAUUUUGAGUAGGCCCAUGAUUAUUUUCACGAGCUGUAUAACGAGUAAUGUUUGUGUAGCUACACAACACAUUUCAGUUCAUGAAGAUGAGACUUCGGUCUCGAAGUAUUGCUGACCCUUCAUCAGCACGGUUUAACGGUCGGCGGAACUCAAAGAGAGAGGCGCGGAACGUAACUCAAAAGGAUGAAGAGGUACAACAGCUAUACGACCAGUCACUCUACUCUGAUGAUAUCCCCACCUCUACAAAGCGCCCUCUUGUACAAGGGCGUGGGAGGAAAAGGGUGGCAGCCCCAGACUAUGAAGAAAGAGAAGAUCUGGACUUCAAGACCCCCGUUAAUGUGCGCCAUCACCGGGUGUUGUCGGAGCUAAACCCCUCCUUUCCCCUCAAUUCCACUGUGCGAAAUAUCUACUCCCCCGUUGUCCGUUUCCUCACUCCUACCAAGGAAAAUGUGAGAACCCCCAGCAGUGGUGAUGUGAUGAGCCCAGAGCAGUGUGUGUUUGGCUAUGGUUCCAUUAGCCUUCUCGCUGGAGAUGAGGACUGCAAUGACACUUUCAGCCCCUUCUCUUUCAUGAAGAACAUUCCAUCCAAGUGCCAGCAAUCCAAACCCUGCAUAAGAGACAUUCCACCUAAGACGAGGAGUACUCCCCAAGCUACGCUAGUUUUAGAUCUGGAUGAAACACUCAUGUACAGCUCUCUGAAUGUGAUUGAGGAUGCAGAGUAUACCUUCCGCACAUGUUUCCAGGACAAUCCGUACAAGGUCUACGUGAUUCUACGACCACAUGUGAAAGAAUUUCUAGAAGCCAUGACAAAACAUUUUGAGAUGUUUGUUUAUACAUCUGCGAAGAAAGAAUAUGCAGAGAAAAUCCUGGACAUCUUGGACCCAAAGAGAAGGCUUUUUCGACACCGUUUGUAUCAACAGAACUGUACCUGUGUUCUGGGGCACUAUGUCAAGGACUUGGGUGUACUUGAGAGGGACCUUGCUAAGACAGUGGUUUUGGACAACGCUCCACACACGUACCCCUACCAUCUGAUGAAUGUGCUUCCCAUCAAAAGCUGGUCUGGAAAUGACGAUGACAAAGAACUUCAGAAGCUCAUCCCGUGUCUUGUGAGACUGUCAGGAGCAGAUGAUUUCCGGGAAGUACUGAAGAGGAGGACGGACCACUUUCACAGAUUGCUCUCUGAGGAUUGAGAAAAGGCUUCUGAUCAUCCUUAUCCUGGAAUGUGUUUAAUUGUGAACAUGAACUGGAUCUUUGUGUACUAUCCUAGCCCUUCUGUAUUAUCCCUGAAUGACCAGUAGGUUACUGAUGUAGUUUGUUAAUUUCAAACAUGUACAGUUGGGAUACGUUUCCACACAAUAUCACUUGGCAGAGCAAAACAUUCCUAAUAGUUCAAAAAAACAAAAACACUUGAAAUAGCAACUUCAAAUGUUUAUUAGCAUACUUAAUCAUGCUAAUUUAUUGACAAAAUAGCUUUUUAAAAGUGAUCCACAUAUUGUCACUAAAAUAAUCAGAGUUAUGUAUCACUUCAACAAAAGCCAGAGCAGUUUCUGUAACAAACAAUUUAAACCAUAAUGGUAUUUUUCAGCUUUUAUUUGAGAAAUGUCAUGAUUUAGUCUUCUGUUUGGAUAAUUCUGGGGAUUUUUACGUGCAUAUCGUCUCCCUUUGAAUGCCUUUUUUAGUAGGCCUACACUGCAGAAAUGUCACGCAUCUUACUCCCAACCUAUUACGUUCAUGGUUAGCCUAUUUGAUUUUUUUUUUGGGUACUAAUCUGUGAAAUGUAUAUUUAUAUGGAAUUCUGACAUUGUAUUGACCUAGAAAUAUUAAUUUUAAGAACUAACUUGUCAAACUUGAACAUAUCCCCAUCCCUCCUUUCAACGGAUGGUCUUGCCAAAGCUACUGUGAAAUUCUACUCCGUUCCCCCACACCCACAUGCGGUUAGAACCCAAAGACGGCUAUUGUUGGUUUCCCUAUUCUCUUACCUUAAGUUUCACCAUACUAAACAAAUCGGUCGCUCAGUGGUUGGCACAUGGUCACUUUUCUGUCGACACAAAGGUCUGGGUAGGUUCAUUUCAGAAUGUCUUGGAAAACUACAUGCUUGCAAAUAAAAAUAAAGUUGAAGUAA